UCCGUUGCAUAAUUAAUUGACGCAUGCGCCACACAUUGCAAUCAGCUGUCAAAAAGAACAUAAUCACGUAAAAAACAAAAUUAUUUGUGUCCUAAGAUAAUUCCCGUCAAUAUGGCGGGGCAAAAUCCAGGUUCGCCGACAGACUUUCAGUAUUUUUAUGAGGAUGAAGUCUAUAAAAUCAACAACCGUGGUCAAGUCGUCUUCGGUCUCGUACUUGAAAACUAUGAAGGCAUCUCGAGCGAUCAAGAGAGCGACAUUGAAGCAGCUGUACAAAAAGGCGAAAUUCGUGUUGUAUGGCACCCCUCCGGCACUGAACGGGUCAUAUCCGAAAAGACGGUCGGACUAGCUGAUCGCUCACUAAUGCCAGGCGAUGUAGUCCGCCGGCUUAUUGCUGGCAAGGAUACACAGAGAGGUUACUGCAGAGACAUUGUAAUGACUGCCGCCCUACAAAUAGUUGGAACUAAGCAUGUGAUUCCAAGUGUAGCCAGUGAGAGGCUGCAACCGUUAGAAGAGUUCACUCCCGACCUCGCAGUGUGCCUUGAAUCUUGGGUUGGAACUUCAAAGGCAGUCCACAGUAAAUUGCGGCUGGUUUCCGCUGAUGGUUCCCGUCUCGAGUACCCCGACCUCGACAGUUGUCCUCUAGAAGAUUACUCAAUGCGUCGCCGUCGCUCCACACCAUAUUCUUCGUCAGAGUUCUACCCUGGCCAAGUAGUGUACGGUCCACUCGGUUCCUUGGACAAUGCUAACUGGCUUCACAUGACAAAAGAGAUGAAAGCUGCAAGAAAGCACAAGAUGCAUGAUCAUAAGUUCACGGUGGAAGCGGUGGUGACUGAAAGCGUGAGUGUACACUGGCAGUGCCGAGCCCUCUGCACCCAUGUAGCGGACGCGACAGCCACCCCUGCUCAACCUAAAUUCCUCGUAGAAGGUGAAGAUCUUAAAAAUCUCAAGUUGCUCAACGUGUUUGAACCAUGCACUCUUCAAGUCGGUGAUCGCAACUUCCUCACCAUUGGUCCAGACGAUACAUUUAUCAGCAAGAAGCAAUGGAGGAAACAGCAAAGUAAACACUAUAGGAAUCUUCGGAAACAAACCCGGCCAACUAAGAAAUUAUCUAAAUCUGAGACUAACUCUACCGAUCAUAUGCCGUCCAGACCCAAAAAGAGAGCAUCGUCACACCGUAAACCUAAGUCUGUGGAUACUGAAAUGGAGGUAGACGCGUCAGAUGACAAGUUGGAAUGCCUAGAAGAAGCUCUAAAGGCGGACACAAACUGCCCCAGUAUCAAGAUCGAGCCCAGCGGAGAUAUAUCACUGCCAAUGGCCAGCAGCCAAGAAGAUACCGCGACCGAGGAGAAAAACGACUCGGGCAUCAGCCCAGAGCCGACAAAGGAAGAUAGCUCGCUGCUAAAUGGUGACAGCAAGUGUUCUGAGGGCAAUGAUGAUGACUCAGACAAUUGGGAGAACACCAGCAGCGAUGGCAGUGAUACUGAUAGCGGCGCGACGUGGUCGUCACGGUGUUCGUCAGCGGCGUCGCAACGCGGCAAGCGGUCGCCGCAGCUGGCCGUGCGCCUGCUGCGCGGCAAGCGACUCAAGCGGGCAGUGAGGCGCGCGCCCCCGCCGCCGCCGCCCCGACUAGCGGACCGCGUCGUCGUCGAGACGCUGCACACCACCAGCCGCGCCAACGUCGUCUGGCAGGAUGGAACCAUAGAGAUGGGUAUACCAUCAACCCAACUGUAUCCGAUACACCACUUAGAUGGACAGGAGUGCUUCCCAGGUGAUUUCGUAGUCAGCGGCGCAGCCAAUAUUGAAGAGAACCAACAGCUAAAGCACAGAGAAUAUGGCGUAGUGCAGCGCGUCGACCAUCACGGCCGUACAGCCAUCGUGCACUGGUACCGGACCUACACCAGCGCGGACGAGCCCGUUCCUCAGAUGCUGCACGAAAGCGAGAUGAGCGUCUACGACCUGAAGGACCAUCCGGACUUCCAGUACCGACCCGGGACGGUGGUCAUCCGAGUCGCCAAUUUCACCGGCGAGGAUGCGAACUGCACCGCUGGGCAGGUCAUCGAUAACUUCCCAACUGGCCGCGUCAAGGUCUGGUGGGUGGAUGGCCACACCAGCAUGUGCUGGCCACAGGAUCUAUACAAGGUGGGCGAGUACGACUCGGAGGAGGGCGAGCUGUGGGGCUCGGACGGGUCGGGCUCCGAGGACUCGUGGGAGACGCAGAGCUCCGCGCACGAGCCCGACCCCGCAGACAGACUCGAGCCGCCCGCCGACCACGACCACCACCAGGGGGGUUUGUGUACAGUGUUCGCGAACCCGAUGCGGCAAGAGGCGGUGGCGGUGGAGGCCCCGGCGGCCCCGGCGGCCCCGGCGGCUGCAGCGGCGGCCGGCAGCGGAGCCCCCGCCGCGCCCGCCGCGCCCGGGGCCGCCGUGCCGCGCCUGCUGGAGCCGCGCGUGGCCGCGCACAUCGAGCGUGGACGGGUCGCCAUGCGCCGUCUAGAGGAGAUGUUCGCCAAGCAUCCCACCUUGCAGAGCCAGGAGAUAAUGCGUAAACUAUUAAAUUUAUAUAAAGACUGCCGGUUUUUGGAUCGUCUCAUGGGCACUUCGUUCUUCCAUGAAGAUCACUUUCUGGGUCUGCUAGAGCGAGUGCGCGAGCGCGGUGCGAGCACGCCUCGCGCGGGGGAGCGGCGCGUGCACGAGCAGCUGGCGCGGCUGUUCGCGCCCGCGGACCCGCCCGACUCCGCGCACCACGCGCACCACGCGCACCACGCGCACCACUCCCACCACUCCCACCACUCCCACGCCGCCAUGCUCGUGGACGACGACGCGUCCGCCGACACGGUCAUCACUGCCAACGUCACCGUCGAGCCUAUGGAGGUUGAAAGUGCAACGCCUAAGAAACAAUUACAUCUGAAUUUGGAGUCUAACCAAGCAUCUGGAUCAGAAAAUAAUAUAUUACAAGAAAAUGCUACUACUGAAAAUCCGGGUGUGGAGGGCGCUGAUGUUGAUGGUACGACUCGCAACGUGUGCUAUAAGCUGUGCUCGCUCAUCCACACGCAACUUGUCAAAGCUCACGCAGAAGUCAGCCGGAGAAGGCCCCAAGAACUGGCCGAAUUCCUUAACAGCUUAAUGAAAACACAAACCGCGACAGAGGAGAAGUUACCCUACCACUUUUCAGUUCAAUACGGCGCCCUGGUAGUGAGCAUGGCCGAUCAAGAUGAAAAAGGCGAUAAUAAAUCAUCCGGAGAAGUCAAAGACGCCACAACCACUACAGUACCAAAAAUAGAGGGAGUUUCGGCAACGACGGACACAGCGCCACUAGCGACGGCCGAGGCGGCCGACGUGGAGGCCGAGCCCGAGGCGGAGUCGGACGCAGAGCUCGAGGGCGGCGAAGGGUUCUAUGUGCUCGAGUCAGCACCGGCCGCACACCGCUUCCACCUCUCCAUACUGCAGCCGUCGGAGCCAAAAAGCUUCUACUCGGCUGUCAAGCGAGAGAUCAAGUUGCUCAAGAGUGACCUGCCGCCUGGUGUGUGGGUACGCGGGUACAUGGACCGCAUGGAUCUGCUGUCGGUGAUGAUCGCCGGCCCCACCAAGACCCCGUACGAGGGCGGGCUGUUCGUGUUCGACGUGCAGCUCGGCGGGGAGUACCCGCGCGCGCCGCCGCUCUGCCACUACCACUCCUACUGCACCGACAGGCUCAACCCCAACCUUUAUGAGGACGGGAAGGUCUGCGUGUCUCUGCUUGGCACGUGGUCGGGCCGCGGCGUGGAGGUGUGGGGCAAGGACAGCUCGCUACUGCAGGUCAUAGUGUCGCUGCAGGGGCUCAUACUCAACGCGGAGCCAUACUUCAAUGAGGCCGGCUAUGAGAAGCAAAAAGGUACACAACAGGGCAAAGAGAACUCCCGCAUGUACAACGAAAUGGUGCUGCUGAAGCUGGUGCAGUCGAUGACGAAGAUGGUGAUGAUGCCGCCGGAGCCGUUCCGCGCGGAGAUCCUGCAGCACAUGCGGCAGCAGGCGGGCGCGCUGGUGCGCCGCCUGGAGGCGCUGGUGGCCGACGAGGCGCCCGCGCCGCCCGACUUCCCGCUGCUGCCCGCUUCGCGCGGCUUCUGCCUCACGCUUCGCUCCUCCCUAGAAUCCUUCCGCAACGCGCUCCGCCGCAACGACAUCCAAGUGCCCCCCUCUACCUUAUAGCCGACCGCGUAACACCCAUAGAUAGCACUAGUAUUUAAUACGUUGUUUAUACGCUCUCGGCGCCGACCGUCGGCGUUAUUCGAAUCACGUACAGGCGAUUCUACGUAAAGACUUUUAUGCAUUUGUAAUCGUGUUGUAUACGGUCAACGUAACCGGAAUGAACGAGUUAGAGACAUUUUAUAUGAGUCACUAUCGCAUCAGUCGCUUAUGAGCAUUAAAAAUGUGACGCCAUUAUGUUCUUAAUGAUUUUCUUGGUAACGAAUUCACGGUUCUCGAUUGUUGUUUUUAUCAUUAGAGUUGAUGAAGUACAUGACUAAACUUUACCUAUGAAAAUAGCAAAAAUAUAUUUUUUUUGUGUAUUUAUUCAUCCACAGAUCGUACAAUACUACAAACGCAUAAACGUCUUUAAGUUAAUUCACCUGUAUCACGUACACCGCCACCGACAGUCAAGCUAGUUUCGAUUCCACACGCGAGACGUCUCUUUACAGAUAAAAAAAUAUAUUUGUAGUUAUAGUAUUUAUUGUGAUGUACUUUUCGACUAUAGGAAUAUUAUAGAUGUUCGAGCCGAGCGUUGUUAGGUUUAAUUAUUAUUUUCUAUAUAAUUUUUUUUAUUCACGAAUUAAAAUUGAAAUUCUUAUUACGAUU
Messenger RNA from Achroia grisella, 4830 nucleotides. RefSeq names its product (E3-independent) E2 ubiquitin-conjugating enzyme. Bases 112 to 4185 code for a protein of 1357 amino acids. The transcript has 24 exons. Lineage: Eukaryota; Metazoa; Arthropoda; Insecta; Lepidoptera; Pyralidae. The record is from RefSeq and is a predicted model, not a curated record.